Dromiciops gliroides (monito del monte) is the source of this 2104-nucleotide messenger RNA. It is a transcript of the gene DLX6, whose product is annotated as distal-less homeobox 6. Gene Ontology annotation, molecular function: DNA-binding transcription factor activity, RNA polymerase II-specific; RNA polymerase II cis-regulatory region sequence-specific DNA binding. The coding region runs from base 234 to 1205 and encodes 323 amino acids. Lineage: Eukaryota; Metazoa; Chordata; Mammalia; Microbiotheria; Microbiotheriidae. The record is from RefSeq and is a predicted model, not a curated record. The transcript is spliced from 3 exons. Gene Ontology annotation, biological process: embryo development; cell differentiation; regulation of transcription by RNA polymerase II.
CCGAGCGGGGCCGAGGCCCAGGGAGGGCGAGGCGGAGGGAGAGCACCCCGCGCCCCGCGGCCGCCACCGCCGCCGCCCCCGACCCCACAUCUGCAAGGAUCCCCGCUCGAAGGUGGCUGCAGAGGCGAGAGCAACGAGUGCCGCCGCUGCCGCCGCCGCCCGGGGGGGCCGGGCCCAGGCCGAGGCGGCCGCCGCCGGGGAGCAGAGCGCUCCCUCCGGCCGCCAAAGUUUUCAUGAUGACCAUGACUACGAUGGCUGAUGGCUUGGACGCCCAGGACUCGUCCAAAUCGGCCUUCAUGGAGUUCGGGCAGCAGCAGCAGCAGCAGCCCCAGCCGCCGCAGGCGCCCCCGCAGGCGCCCCCGCCGCCGCAGCCACAGCCCCCGCCGCCACCGCCGCCGCCGCCGCCGGUGCCCGGGCAGCCGCACUCGGCGGCGCAGCAGCCGCCGAACUCGCCGGCCAUGGCGGGCGCCCACUACCCGCUGCACUGCUUGCAUUCCGCGGCCGCGGCGGCGGCGGCGGCGGCAGCGGCCGCGGGCUCCCACCACCACCAUCACCACCACCACCACCACCAGCACCACGGCGCGCCCUACUCGUCCGGGGCCGGCGGCGGCGGCGGGGGUGGCGGGGGCGGCGGGGGCGCCUACAGCCACCGCUCCCUGGCCGCCGCCUACCCCUACAUGAGCCACUCGCAGCACAGCCCUUACCUCCAGGCCUAUCACAACAGCGGCUCGGCCGGCCCGACGCGGCCCGACGACCCAGAUCAACAGAAAACCACGGUCAUUGAAAACGGGGAGAUUCGCUUCAAUGGCAAAGGGAAGAAGAUUCGGAAACCUCGGACCAUUUACUCGAGUCUGCAGCUGCAAGCUCUGAAUCAUCGCUUCCAGCAGACCCAGUACCUAGCGCUGCCCGAGCGAGCAGAGCUCGCCGCUUCCCUGGGCCUGACUCAAACCCAGGUGAAGAUCUGGUUUCAGAACAAGCGCUCCAAGUUCAAGAAGCUGCUAAAACAGGGGAGCAAUCCGCACGAGAGCGAGCCGCUGGCGGGUUCGGCCGCUCUGUCUCCGCGUUCGCCCGCCCUGCCUCCCGUGUGGGACGUUUCCGCUUCAGCCAAGGGAGUCAAUAUGCCCCCCAGCAGCUACAUGCCGGGCUACUCUCCCUGGUAUUCCUCUCCACACCAAGACACAAUGCAGAGACCGCAGAUGAUGUGACCCCGCGGCGCCUGCCUUGAGCUGGCAAAGGAGCCUCCCUCUCCAGGGCUGGGGAGCCCUCGGCCCUGGGUCCCCCAAACCGAGCGGGACCGGCAAGCGGGGCCAGGCGGGGACCAGAAUACCGGUUGGGCUUUUCUGCUUUGCUUUUCUCCCUCCCCUCUCAUCCCCUCCCGUGUCCCCCACGGAGCAGCCUCGCUGAAGGGGCUGGAGACUUGGGGAGAGCUCUGGCUCUCCACACUUCUCCCUGAGGAUUCUCAGUCCCCGGGAACUCCCACGCGAUCAGUCUCGCAGCCUCUUGCGGCAGCCCGACGGGGGCCUGCCGGCAGAGACUUGUUUCGGACUUUCUAGGCCAUUGGGGAAAGAGCCUUUCGGGAACACGCCCAGGCUUUUACUGGUUUAGAAGCCGACCCCAGAUGAAUGAGGAGAAAAAAGCUGCUUACACUCCUCCUGCGGGUGGAUUUUGCCAAUCCCGGACAGGCGACAACAGUUUCCCCCUCCCCGUCCUCCUCCCCCUAUUCCUGCCUGGAGGGAGAUGCUCUGAGCCUGUCUGUCCCAUUGGAGGGGUCCGUGAGGGGGAGCUGCAUGUUGUGCUCCAAGUGGACUGAGCAGGAAGACGGACAUCCAGAGCCUGCAGUCCAUCCCCAGCCCUUACCUCCCUGGUCCCCGUGCCCUGCCCCGCAUUCCAAGGCCUGAACUCGGCAGGAACGACCGAGGGCAGUGCACCGACACCCCUUGCCUCCCCAUGACUUGGCAAGGCUCAGGCAGUGAAGUGGCUGCCGGAGACCCCGGUUCACGGAGCAGCUUGUUGGGACGCUUCGAACGAGAAACUUUCUGUAUAUAUUGUUGAAUUUUAGCUGUACAGACACUUUGUAUGUUUUUGUCUUCUUUCAUAUAUGGAG